Molecule: messenger RNA, 1595 nt
Organism: Macroventuria anomochaeta
Lineage: Eukaryota; Fungi; Ascomycota; Dothideomycetes; Pleosporales; Didymellaceae
Product: MFS general substrate transporter
Exons: 3
Coding region: 93-1595 (500 amino acids)
Biological process (GO): transmembrane transport
Cellular component (GO): membrane
Molecular function (GO): transmembrane transporter activity
Source: RefSeq, a predicted model, not a curated record
UCGCAAUUACCCCGGCAGGCGCGCAAACACCCGCCGGUGCAUCGACUCCAGGAUGGACUACGCCCGGAACACAGACACCUGGUGCAGGCUGGAUGAGUCCCUCGGGUCAAGCAACUCCGGGAUGGGCGACACCGAAGUCAUCUCAGAUGCGCCCUUUGAUGUUUCCUGAGACAGCGUAUCCAAAUAUUGGCUCCAUUCACACAUGGCAAGGUAUCUUGAUUCUAGCCAUCACCUGCGGUGCACAGCUCAUGGAUAACGUCUUCAUGACUGCUGUCAACCUGUCACUUCCAGAAGUACAAACAGAAUUUGGCGUCUCGUCCAGCGACCUCCAAUGGCUUCUUUCCGCCUACACACUCACUUUUGGAGGAUUCUUGCUGUUCUCUGGUGUGCUGGCCGACAGAUAUGGCCGAAGAUUCAUCUUCAGUGCCGGCAUGGUCUGGCUUUCUAUAUGGACACUUGCGAACGGCUUUGCUACAUCGUUCAUCCAGAUCGCCAUCUUCCGUGCCUUACAGGGUAUAGGUGCGGCAAUGACUGUACCUUCGGCGAUCGGCAUCAUCAGUUCCUACUUUGUUGCGAGCGAGCGAGUGGUGGCGCUCACGUUCUUUGGUGCAAGCGGCGCUAUUGGAUUUUGCGCAGGUCUGCUGUUCGGUGGUUUUGUGACGGAAGCACUUGGCUGGCGAUACAUCUUUCGUAUCGCCGUCGCAGUCACGGCCCCGCUGGGGCUCAUUGGCUGCUUCUACCUUCCCAAGGAUCGUCGUGAGGGAAGCGCAAAGCCAAGUCUCGACUUUCUCGGAGCAGGUCUUUCGACAUCGGGUCUAAUCCUGCUUUCGUUCGUGUUAUCCAGCGGCGGCGAGUAUGGUUGGAACAAGGCGUUCAUCAUCACUCUGCUGGUCGUUUCAGUCGUCAUGCUUGGGGUUUUCACGUAUGUCGAGAAGAAGGUUCGAAAUCCGAUCAUGCCAAUGUCACUUUGGAAGAUCAAGAACUUCGCGCCCCUGUGGAUCACAGGCUUUGUGGUAUAUGGGGCUUAUCAGACUGUGAUCUACUACGUCGUGCUGCAGGCUCAGGAGGUCGCGAAGCUAUCAGCAGGCGCAACGGCUCUGCGUUUCCUGCCCAUGGGCGCUGCAGGCUUCAUAACGAACAUGGUUCUUGCGAAGUGGAUGAAGUACAUGGAUAUCGGGUAUCUGAUGACGCUCGGCAUGGUGAUUACCCUCAUCUCGCCCGUCCCUGCCAGUCUGAUGCCGGCAGAUGACCCUAACUUUUGGCGGUAUAUCUUACCCACCUCGAUCAUGGUCGUUGUUGGUGUCAGCAUCAGCUACAUUUGUAUCACGAACAUCAUGCUCGAGUCUGUCCCUACGAAUGUCAAGUCACUAUGCGGCGGACUUGUCAACACUGCUUUUCAGAUCGGAUCUGGCGUCAGCCUCGCACUUGCCGCGGCUGUCGUCAACGCAGUUGAUAUCGAGAAGGGGCACACGGAAGCCAAGCAGUACCAGACUGGCUUGUUCUGCUGCAUUGGCCUAGCCCUUCUCGGUCUCCUUGUUUCGUUGGGUGGUAUACGGGGAUUGCGCAAGAGCCUUGGUGGUGCUCAGGUUCAUUGA